Coregonus clupeaformis (lake whitefish) is the source of this 4332-nucleotide messenger RNA. RefSeq names its product forkhead box protein J3. The transcript is spliced from 12 exons. Gene Ontology annotation, molecular function: RNA polymerase II cis-regulatory region sequence-specific DNA binding; DNA-binding transcription factor activity, RNA polymerase II-specific. Bases 343 to 2076 code for a protein of 577 amino acids. Lineage: Eukaryota; Metazoa; Chordata; Actinopteri; Salmoniformes; Salmonidae. The record is from RefSeq and is a predicted model, not a curated record. Gene Ontology annotation, cellular component: nucleus. Gene Ontology annotation, biological process: regulation of transcription by RNA polymerase II.
CGAUCCUGUUGUUGGAGAAGCCAAUGCGAAUAGCGGGGUGAAGAAGUAUCCAAAUCAAGGGACACAACUGACCACAGAACCGGUCAAAGUGACACGAGUAUCGCAUGGGGCAUGCAACUUCAGUGACAGCCCUAGAAGGUGAAGAAGCUCCGUCCUCGGAGGAAAUGUUCAAGUGCAGCACUGGAACAGCUGAACCUCUCAAAUUUGAACCGGUUAAUAACCAUCCACCAGGAAUUCACCCGGGACCGCUGUGCAACAGCAAUCCAGUGAGCCAAAGGAGAGCAUCCCCCUGCCCCUGAGUCACUCCCCUCCCAACUCCCACAACCCUUCACCACCACCACCAUGACCUCUGAACUAGGGAGCAGCCUGACCUCCAUGGACUGGCUUCCUCAGCUCACCAUGCGGGCGGCCAUCCAGAAGUCCGACGCAGGGCACCACCACCACCCCCGCGGGCAUCAUGGCCACGGGCCGGGCAAGAAGAGUGCCCCGCUGUACCCGGGCACCACACUGGACCAGGAGGAGGCAGCCCGGCACCGGGACGGCAAGCCACCCUACAGCUACGCCAGCCUCAUCACCUUUGCCAUUAACGGCUCACCACACAAGAGGAUGACCCUCAGCGAGAUCUACCAGUGGAUCUGCGACAACUUCCCCUACUACCUGGAGGCAGGCAGCGGCUGGAAGAACUCAAUACGGCACAAUCUGUCCCUGAACAAGUGUUUUCUCAAAGUGCCUCGCUCUAAAGAUGACCCUGGAAAAGGGUCCUACUGGGCUACAGACACCAACCCUAAAGAGGACACACUGCCCACCAGGCCAAAGAAGAGGCCACGCUCUGGAGAAAGGGCCUCCACCCCCUACAGCCUGGAAUCGGAGUCCCUGCGAAUGGACUGUAUAAUGUACGGAGAUGCCUCUCCCCCUCUGGCAAUCAACACUGUAACUAACAAGGUAGCAUUAUACAAGAAAGAGAAGGAGGGCAGUGACAGCCCCCGGAGCAGCCUCAACAACAGCCUCUCUGACCAGAGCCUGGCCUCUGUCAACCUCAACAGCGUAGGCAGUGUGCACAGCUACACACCGGUCAGUAGUCACUCGGAGCCCUCCUCCCAGUCUUUGAGUCUACAGCAGCCUCCUCUGCCUCCUCCUCCCCAACCCCAGUGCAGUGUGGCCGAGCGGGACAAGCAGCUCCUCUUCUCUGAUUUCGAGGACCUCAGUGUCUCCUUCCGCAGCCUCUACAAGUCUGUCUUUCAGCAGUCCUUCAGCCAGCAAGGUAUCAUGGGUAUGCCCAGUGAAUUGAGCCAGCAGCCACGGACGUCGUGCUCCUAUCAGCACUCCCCCGGCGACACCCACCCCCACAGCCACCAACACAACCACGGUCAUGUUCAUAGCCACCCCCACCACCACCCGCCUCUCUCGCAGCACCUCUUUCCCCACGUGACGCACAACCAACAUCAAUCUCAUACGCACACUCAACAUGGGCAGCACCCUCAACACAGCCAGCACCCCAACAGUGGGCAGCAGUCCCAGCACCAUACUGGCCAGCCACCACAGAUGCCCUGCACCAGCACUUGUCUGUCCGCCGACUGGUACCCCAACCUAGACUGGCUGAAGGAGAGCUGUCGCAUUGCCAGCAGCUACAAUUGGGCUGACGUGGACCUCUCUCCAUUCCACGGACUGAAGGAGAGCAUGAGGCAGGCGGAGCUGAACAACUGGUCCCUGGACCCGGCCCAGAUAGCAGACCUGUGCUCCUCCAUCAACCAGUUCUUUACACGCACCGGAAUCAUCCCACCACAGGGACCACCACAGCCACCCCUGCCUGCCUGCCACAGCCCCAUGCACACCAGCAAGCCCAGCCAGCACAUCAACACAGGUAAUCUGUACAUGGACUCCAGACAGAACAUGUCUUCAAUGAUGGGACCCCCGGGUUACCCCCACAUGCCCCCCAUGAGCACUGCAGGCUCCAUAGUGACAGGGCACAAUGGCCAGAUGAACCAGCAGCACAGGAUGCCACCUGGGCACUACCAGAUGAGGAGGUUGCCCACCAACGACAUCCAGGAUGACUUUGACUGGGACUCCAUCGUUUAGAGCCACCCCGAGGAGCGGAAGAAAAGGAAGGGAUAGUGAGAGGGCGGGAGAAGAGUGGAAACGACCACCUGCCCUGGGAAAAAAAGAAAGAGACAUUCCAGAAGAGGAAUAUCAAUCCCCUGAUCUUGGUCUUUUUAUACGAGAGUAUAGAGAGCGACUUUGAAGACAAUCAUACACAGAAGGAGGGAGACUAGUCAACGUUUGUCAGUAGACAAGUUGGGGAUGGUCAUAUUGUCGAGAAGAAAUAACUUUUGGAAUGGUUUGCAUUGUCUCGUCUAAAUGUUCCGAGUGCCAACAGUUUUACAAGUGUUGGUGAAGUAUACUUUUUUUUAUUCAUGCUUCUAUUCUCGUUUCUUUCCACUGAAGACUGAAAGUGGAAGCUAGGGUUUGUGAUUCACAAUUGCAUAUUUCCAAGGGACGUCCGCCUGCCACUGAACUGGAAGGAAUGGGCGUGGAUGAAAAUGCCAUUAUACAUAUGAACACGACUUGCCUCAAAAAGUGAUUCAUUUUUGUUCAAUCGCUACACAAACAUCUGGCAUCAUGCCAGUUAGUCCAGACAGUAUCCCUCCCUGUAGCACCACUCACCUAUCUGACAGGAGUGAUCCAUGGAAUUAUACUUUCGCCACUUCUAAGAAAUACAGAUAGUUCGAAAUGUGAUAAUAAGGGAAGACCAGAUAAGGAUGCUCAUUCUAAGAAGGGAAUGACAUUGGUACGUACGGUGGCUGUCAACGACAACAAGUGUCUUAUCUCUUUGACUGAUUCAGACAAUGCCAACUAUAUGGAAUUGAUCGCCAUCUUGUGGUUGCAGGCUUAUAUUGCAGAGGGAAUUGACUUGUUGUCAAGAGGAGAAAUCACAUUACACCAGACCUCGGUUCAAAUGCUUUUUGAAACCUUUCAAAUACUUUGAGCAUUUGUUUCAGCCCGCCUUGAAUGCCAGAUGGGCGGAGUUUGCACUUUAGGGACUUUUCUAUUGGUUCCAUCGCAAAAGGCAUGCUCAAUCAAGCACAGCUGAAGUUUUAUAUAGAAUUUGAACCCAGGUCUGAAUUGCACCCUUACAUUUUUAUUUAAAGUUGUUAGUCUAUGUAACUUGCUUUAACUUUCAAUGGUUUUAUGAACAAAAAUCUUCCAGUGUAGCAGUUAUUUUGUGUUUUUGAUGUCCACACUUUCUUAACUCUGUGAUCAUGAAAAAAUGGUGAUGCUGGGCCAAUGUUAUGUAUGUAUCACCUGUCAAUCCCUUACUGGUGGUGUUAUGGUGUCUACAGUUUUCUCUAUCUCGGUGUCUGUGAGUGUGUGUGUGAGUGCAUGCGCCUAUGUGUGAGUGUGCACGUGUGUGUUAACGUUCAUCAGGACUGUCCUGUUAGUAACUCCAUGGUACGAAGCCCUCAGGGUCCCUGUUUCCUCUGUUAUUUCAGAAUAAUGCAUAACCCCUAUUUCCUUUUUUAGCAUUACCAAAACAUCAAAGGUCAAAUGGGUUUGUGUGUAGUUGAAUGUACCUGUUGGCAUGUGUUUCGACCACUGUGGUGGAAUGGUGCGCCAAAUGUACUAUGUUAUAAGCUAAUUAAGUGAAAUGAUGUGUAUUUAGGACUUACAGUAUAUACUCGUGUGCCAGGUGAACUGGUGAACGAGACUACUAUAACGUGACUUUAGUCAAGGAUUAUAUUAUUUUGGCCUGUCUCUUACACAAAGAAAGAGGCCUGACACUAAAUAACAUGUAGUCAUCCUGUUCUCUAAAUGAUCACAUGGCUACAGUCGGUUACAGAUUGGCUACAUUCCGAUUCUCCCUAAGUGUGCAAUCAUAUCCUUAAAAUGCCCCUCAUAGAUUUAAAACGAAUUAACUGGUUUGAGGAAUAUGGUUGGAACUCCCUCCAGCCAUGCUUGCACCAAUCCAAAGCGUUUAAAUGCAUGAGGGGGAGUGAACGAGUGCACACUUUUGGAGAAGGGUAGAGAAUCGGAAUGCAGCCAUUGACUCUCCAAAAACUUUUGACCCCUCUAAACAAGGUCAAAUCCAGUCAUGGUCAUUGGAUGGAGACACAGAUGAUUCCAAUAUGCCUAGUCAUAGGAUGGGAGAGGGUAAGCAGUUUUUGCACAAUGCUGGGUACAGUAGCAUCAAGUAGAGAAAAUGGUUGGACUGAUAGGCCUAACCUAACCUCUCCCCUAUCUUCUGAAAUAAUCAUAAAAAGAGCUCAGUGAGGGAAAGAGAGAAUGGUGGACAAUGCAGUAGAAACAAGAAAUAAACAGACAGAAUGAUCAAAUGAA